Chanos chanos (milkfish) is the source of this 1509-nucleotide messenger RNA. RefSeq names its product kelch-like family, member 42 (gene klhl42). Bases 55 to 1464 code for a protein of 469 amino acids. Gene Ontology annotation, molecular function: protein binding. The record is from RefSeq and is a predicted model, not a curated record. The transcript has 3 exons. Lineage: Eukaryota; Metazoa; Chordata; Actinopteri; Gonorynchiformes; Chanidae.
UGUAAAUAACAACAUAUGCGAAACCAUAGAAAACUAAAGCCUAACUAAUAAGACAUGUCAUCACCAGAACAAAUAAUUGAAAUUAUUAUGGAUGAUAAAACGUACAAUGUCAGCAAAAGUAAACUGAUUGAAAAGAGCGACUACUUCCGUGCAUUAUACAGCUCUGGGAUGCGUGAAUCUGGCGAGGACUCGGUUCAGUUACAGGGUCUAAGUGUACCAGGGCUGGAACUGGUCCUAGAGUUCAUCAACACGUCUAAAGUUCAGGUUGUCAAUGAAACACUGGAGGAUCUAAUUGAAACAGCUUCUUUUCUGCAAGUAACGUCGAUGUUGAAACAGCUGCUGUCGGAAAUUAGACAGGAUAACUGCGUGGAGCUCUUCAAACUCUCGGAAGUGUAUGGAACGUACGACCUGCGAAAUGCAUGCCUCAAGUUCAUGAGCUGUCAUUACCAUCCGAUGUUACGGAGGCCAGAGUUCCGCUCGUUACCUGCAUCUCUGCGAGAUCAGGUCAGAGAGAUGCGUAUGAAAGGGACGGCCACUUUGGUCGCCAUUGGAGACUUCAUUGGCACCUGUCUAGACUUGGCAGACCAAGACGAGCCUUGGUCCAUGCUUCGGUAUAGCGAGUUGGAGCAACGCUGGAAGCCCCUCGCCAAUAACCUGCCCCAAGACAUGGUGAACGUGAGGGGUUAUGGGUCUGCCGUUUUGGAUAACUAUUUGUUCAUAGUCGGUGGGUAUAGGGUGACAAGCCAAGAGAUCUCAGCAGCACAUUGUUACAAUCCAUGUCGGAAUGAGUGGAAUCAUGUGGCGCCUUUGAAUCAGAAAAGGUCGAACUUCAAGCUGCUGGCAGUGAGAGGGAAGCUGUAUGCAGUGGGUGGGCAGUGCCUAGGUACUGUGGAGUGUUACAGCCCAGAGCAGGACUGGUGGACCUGCGUCUCUUCCCUGCCCGACCCGCUGGCCGAGUUCUCGGCCUGCGAGUGCCAGGGUAUGAUCUAUGUUAUGGGUGGAUAUACUUCCAGAGACAGGAACACCAGCGUGCUGCGCUACUGCCCCGUCUCUGACACCUGGUCUGUGUUCAGUACCUGCUCUGCCCAUGUUCGUAAGCAACAGAUGUUGUCGGUGGAGGACACCAUUUACCUGGUGGGUGGCUACACACACGAGCUGGAGCCGGGCCGUCGGAGGCCUAGUCAGACAGAGGAUGUGCUGACGGUGCAGUCCUAUAACGUGAGCACAGGUCAGUGGCUCCAGCUGAAAGAGAACACGUCCAAGUCGGGUCUGAACCUCACUUGCACACUACACAACGACGGCAUCUACAUCAUGAGCCGCGAUGUGAGUUUGCCCACCAGCCUGGAGCACCGCGUCUUCCUCAAGUACAACAUCUUUUCAGAUGCCUGGGAGGCCUUACGUCGCUUCCCCGCCCUCGGCCAAAACAUGCUGCUUUGCUCUCUCUACCUGCCCAACGUCCUCUGAAACUCUCCACCCUUCCUCAUGCUGACAAGAGCCUCAGAGUUGUGC